GUCAGGUUCGCGGGACUUCUUUACGGAGCAUGCGCACUACAUUGAGUUUAGCGCGCGAGUCUGUGUCACCAGGAAGACCUCAGUGUGUUGGAGUGUCUCUGUUGUUUCUGUUGUAAACCAUCAAUAAUCUGAUUUUAUUAAUUUAAAUACAAGAAGUCGGCAACAUGUGGAACCAGGGAUACAGUGAAUCCAUGGGAGGGGGCUACACUCAGUCUCCAGGGGGGUUUGCAUCGCCUGCCCUGUCCCAGGGAGGAGAGAAGAAGGGGAGGACUCGUGCCACACAGAUUAUCCCCUGCACCGUGUCCCAGCUGAUGUCUGCCUCCCAGGCCGACGAGGCAUUCAGAGUAGGAGAUGUAGAAGUUGCCCAGGUUACUAUUGUGGGUGUCAUCAGAAGCACAGACAAAUCUAUGACCAAUAUCCAGUACAAGGUUGAUGACAUGACAGGUGCUCCAAUGGAUGUGAAGCAGUGGGUUGACACAGAGGACCCUGGUGUGGACAGCACUGUCUUGCCUCCCGGCACCUAUGUCAAAGUCUCUGGAAAUCUGCGCUCCUUUCAGAACCACAGGUCUGUGGUAGCAUUCAGCGUCAGGCCCCUGGAGGACAUGAAUGAAAUCACCUCGCAUAUGCUGGAGGUUGUCCAAGCACACAUGGCACUCGGCAAACCUCAGAGCACGUCCAAUGCUGGCGGAGCAAUGAACAUUAACACCACACCCAUGUCACGGACCGGCAUGGGGAACAUGGGAGGCAUGGGCGGCAUGGGAGGGGGCUACACGGGUGCUAACGACAUGGUCAACAAUGGUUUAAGCGCAAAUCAGAAUCAGGUGCUGAGUUUGAUAAGGAGCUGCCCAGACCCACAGGGGAUCAGCAUUCAGGACCUGAAGCAGAGACUCAGCGGCAUCAGUAUCGCUGUCAUCAAACAAGCAGUAGAAUUCCUCAGCAACGAAGGACACAUCUUUUCCACCAUCGACGAAGACCACUACAAAUCAACCGACAACGACGACUAGACGCCGCACGGCUGAACCAUUAUGUGACAGUCUUUACCAUUCAGUCUAACUAUAGUCCUUCCGUGUUAAAACGCUGUGGUCAAAGAACACAUGGUUAAAGUUCGGUGGCAUCUCUUGGUUCACACAUCCUGUAUUAGUGAUACCACACCUGCUUCUUUGACAGACCUGCAACUAAAGCUGUUGAAGACGCUGUUGUCGGCCUUUUAUACUGAUCUUUGUGUUUUCUGCUAAAUAUUGCGAAGCAUUUAGUAGUUUGACACCUUUGGAAUAUAAGUACUUGAUUUAUUUUUGUGUAUGUGUUUGCCAAAAUAAAAUUGAUACUGGUCAAUACUU
Sphaeramia orbicularis (orbiculate cardinalfish) is the source of this 1337-nucleotide messenger RNA. RefSeq names its product replication protein A2 (gene rpa2). Lineage: Eukaryota; Metazoa; Chordata; Actinopteri; Kurtiformes; Apogonidae. The coding region runs from base 165 to 1004 and encodes 279 amino acids. Gene Ontology annotation, biological process: double-strand break repair via homologous recombination; nucleotide-excision repair; DNA replication. Gene Ontology annotation, molecular function: single-stranded DNA binding. Gene Ontology annotation, cellular component: DNA replication factor A complex; site of double-strand break; nucleus. The record is from RefSeq and is a predicted model, not a curated record. The transcript is spliced from 9 exons.